CAACUGCGCAUGCGCCCAACAUAUUUUUGCUGCAGCAGAUUUUUGUUUCCUUCAAAAAACCAUUUCUUCUGCAUAGUGAGUGUAACUUUAUGGCCAAAUACAUGAGGCCCCCAUGCUCGUCUUUGUUCGUCAGAAACAUCUCCGAUGAGUCCAGAAAAUGUUAAAGCAUCCAGUUGUGGAACCGGCCACAAAGAGUAACAAAGACCCGUGUAGAAUAGCUGUAAAGACAAGUCUCACAGACCUUCAGGAUCAGAGGGAGGGAAAAGGUUGAAAAGAGAAAGUAAAGCAUGAAGAGGAAAAGGGAACGGAGACAAAUCUUGGAUAUGGCGGCAAAGAAUUGGGAAAAGAAAAAGAGGUUAAAGAGGAAAAGGCAAGCAGCAGUCCAGAGUCUCUGUGGGAGUCGAUUAAAGAGUGUAAAGAUCAAAAUGAAGUUCAAAGUCAAGCAUGGGCAAAGCAUAUUUGAGGAUGUGCGUGAUGCAGAGGACGCUCUUCACAGUCUGGACAGGAAGUGGGUUUGUGGCCGGCAGAUUGAAAUCCAGUUUGCCCAGGGUGACAGAAAGACACCAAAUCAGAUGAAGACAAAGGAGAGGCAUUCUCCAGGCAGAUCGUCUCGAUACGACGACCACGAUCGGGACAGCCGGCGCAGGCGUUCGCGUAGCCGCAGCAACGAGCGGUACAGAUCACGCAGCCCCUCUUAUGAUCGCCAUCGCAGGCGAUCGGAGAGUCCUCGAGAAUCUCGUGGACAGGUGUAUGGCAGAGGAAGAAGCAGGAGUCGUGAGAAUGAGAGAUACCGGCAGAGGCCUCGAAGAGAGUCCAGAGCGAGAUCUCGCUCCAAAUCUGCAUCUCCACGAGAGAACGCCAACCCUUCAUCGUCUUCCCAUUACCCCGAGGAAGAAGUGCGACGGGCCCACUCCCCAACCCGCUCCAAGUCCCGCUCCGCUUCAAGAUCACGCUCUCGUUCCCGGUCCAGAUCCUGGGCCGGACGUAAGUCAGGAGGACGCUAGGAAAGUACCCCCCCUCCUUUAUCCGCCGUUAUGUCAGAUGCACCCGAGUUGGUUCAUUUGUCAAAUGUUUGUUUUGACAUGAAUGUAACGUCCGCUGAACCAUUUGUAGAAAGCUUGUUUUCGCAGCUCCGUUUUAAGAAAAAUGUCGGUCCUUCGCUUGGUUUUAUAAAAUUGUAUUGGUGAGAUUCCCCCCGAUAUAAAUAUGAAACAGGUUUCAGUGCUAGUCGCCCAGGAAUAAUUAUCUUUUUUAUAUACUGUUAUUAGUCAUUUUGUUUUCUAAUCCCUAUGCAUCCAUUUUUUCAAAAAAUAACAUUCAGUAUUUAAAAUUGAAUUUGGUGACGAACCAAACCAUCGUUUCUGUGUGUCUUAACGCAAAUCAUUUACUUUAAACUUGACUGCUGAACUGAGCUGUAGCGUCAAGUAUGAAAGUACUGCGAGUAAAAUACACAGAUUCGCUGCUAUGGUCCUAAAGUGUUAAGAUGUUAUCGACCAUUGACGUAAACCACAAGCUGUUUAAAAUGUACAUUAAUCUGUUUAAAUGUUGUGUGUUUUCUGUACCGUUUUCAAAAGGUAUUUUAUUUUUGGAACAAAAGUUUUCUCUUGGUGUUUACUCUGCCGUGUUGAUGGUUUUUCAUUUAAUCCCGUCACUGCAUGUUUAAUCUCCUAAUCUUCUACCUUUAUGAUGAAGAAACUGUUAUUUUCAGUAAUAAAUGGAUAACGUUCAGUAUAAGGAA
Messenger RNA from Gymnodraco acuticeps, 1738 nucleotides. RefSeq names its product serine/arginine-rich splicing factor 10-like. The record is from RefSeq and is a predicted model, not a curated record. The transcript has 6 exons. Gene Ontology annotation, molecular function: RNA binding. The coding region runs from base 288 to 1004 and encodes 238 amino acids. Lineage: Eukaryota; Metazoa; Chordata; Actinopteri; Perciformes; Bathydraconidae.